AUCUUUGUACCAAAUCAACAAUAAUAUAAGCCCCUUUCUCCUUGAACAAGUUUACCGCCUCCAUCUCUCAACUCCGUAUCGGUCCCCCCCCCAAAUUUGCUGGCAUCGAAGUACCCUCGAGUGGUAUGUCAGGUGUGAUCGACAUGACAGCAGCAACUCGAUACUGCAACCAAGAUGGCAAGGAAGACUUCGGCGACUUCAUAUGAUAAAACGAGAACCUCGGAUGUCUUCUAUCCCAUCCGCCUUGGAGACCUGAUCAACGAGAGGUACCUGAUAGAGCAUAAGCUUGGAUCCGGCGGCUUCUCGACUGUCUGGAUAGCCCAUGACCAACAAUGUAGCAGGGACGUUGCCCUCAAGAUUAUGUUUGCAGGAGAAUCGGGUGAAAGUGAAAUCCGCCUGCAGGACGAAAUCGUUCGGAAUGUGCGUGAUGCCUCCUCUCAUUUUGUGACGUACCUGGAAACCUUUCUACUUCCAGGAGAUGGAUGUCACCAUACGGUUCAAGUAUUUCCCUUAAUGGGCUCAUGUCUUUACUGUCCGAACGUGAUAAAAAUGUCCAUGACUACUCGCAUGUCCGCUGCUCUGCAAUUGCUAGAGGCGUUGGAGAGUUUACACGAGGCCGGAAUAGUCCACCGUGACUUGAAUGAGAGAAAUUGUAUGUGGGGAAUGCAACCCCUCCACCAUCUACCCAGGAGUGCCAAAUACAAGGCAUUGGGCCGGCCAUUGAAGCAAACAAUACCGGUGGACGAUCUCUGGAAGGACGGGGAGCUCGUUGGACCUGCUAAUAUCCCCCAAAGCCUACAAACCCCAAAAUUCUAUCUCGGCGACUUUGGUCUGGCAAAGAAACUGAGCGAUCCCGUGACUCCACGUGGCUAUCCACCAUUACAAUAUUGCUCCCCGGACCGCCUGCAUAGACAAGAUCCCAGUCCUGCCUGCGACAUGUGGAGUUACAUGAUCCUCUUUUCGGAACUUUACUGCCUUGGUAACGUACCCUUUUCUACGUUUUUCAAUGGUGGAAUUAUUGGUGGUUUCGUGUUGUCUUUAGGUCCUCUGCCCGAGGAGUGGAAGGGACUCUACUACUAUACUCAUCCCGAGAGCCGUGAUUAUUCCUGGUAUGACCAGAACCAAACUCCCGAUCCCAAAUGGACUCUUGAGUCGAGAAUUGCACGUUUUCGUCCCGAUGUCGACCCAGUGGAGCGAAGCCAUGUGCUUUCUAUUAUGUCUCGUGUGUUCACUUAUGACCCGGCGAAGCGUCUGACCUCAUCCCAGCUUCUGCGUGACCCUUCGUUUAGAGCUAUCAUGAAAAAUUAUGGUUGUUGAUACCAAGUUUUUGUAUGCUUUUCUCUUUUUCGUUUAGGGUUUUAGUGGGUGUAAUUUCAUCAAGUGAUAUAGCUGGCUAGAUAUAUAUUCGACGGAUAUAAUAUAGAAUGCAAAC
This is a messenger RNA of Aspergillus piperis CBS 112811, 1432 nucleotides long. Its product is annotated as kinase domain-containing protein. The transcript is spliced from 3 exons. NCBI's taxonomy places the organism in Eukaryota, Fungi, Ascomycota, Eurotiomycetes, Eurotiales, Aspergillaceae. Gene Ontology annotation, biological process: peptidyl-serine phosphorylation; positive regulation of DNA-templated transcription; peptidyl-threonine phosphorylation. Gene Ontology annotation, cellular component: nucleus. Gene Ontology annotation, molecular function: transcription coactivator activity; protein serine/threonine kinase activity; ATP binding. The record is from RefSeq and is a predicted model, not a curated record. Bases 175 to 1317 code for a protein of 380 amino acids.